Rhagoletis pomonella (apple maggot) is the source of this 1716-nucleotide messenger RNA. RefSeq lists its product as uncharacterized. The transcript has 8 exons. Bases 132 to 1625 code for a protein of 497 amino acids. The record is from RefSeq and is a predicted model, not a curated record. NCBI's taxonomy places the organism in Eukaryota, Metazoa, Arthropoda, Insecta, Diptera, Tephritidae.
CAGUUGGUAACUCUUUAUUUCAUCGUUUACUCUUUUUCUCUUUCGCAAGAAUAGUAGGCUUCGCUAUUCUUCUUCUUGAUAAUAUUGUUUGCUGUUUCGGUUCGCGUGUUAAGAUAAAAAAUAAAAGUAAAAUGGAUGAAUUGGAAGAAAUUUUAAUAAAAUUGAAUGGCGAAAUGUUCCUUAGCCUCUUUCGCGAGGGCGGUUUUACUAGGGAAUCAAUGAUGCUGCUCAAACCAAGUCAUUUGGAUACCCUCAUCGAUGCGGCGCAAUUUGGACCAAGGAUAAUAUUUGAGCAUAAUCUUCUUAAUUGGCAAACCGAACAGGGCGUUCAUGUGCAAACAGCUCAAAGUGACGAGGGCGCAUCAUUCGCAAAUGCAAGUAUUGCAGAGGUAGAACUUAUUUAUAAACACAAACACAAAACACUCGAAGAAAUUUUAAGGGGAUCGGUUAGUGGAAGUCAAGUUUUGAAGUACUACAGUAAGACAAAAGUUCUUACGCCAAAAUACAGAAAAUUGCUUGCAGCAACAAUCGCAAACUAUUUGAUUUCUUCCGGAGUAAACUCGAGCCCAAAAACAUUUGAAUCGUUCGCCAGCCAGAUAUCGAAUUUCUUUUUAAGUGAGUCGAAGGACAUAUAUUACAUACAUAAAAAGGGGAAAAAACCAGGCGGAUGUUUAUACACUAAAUACCACAGCACUUUAUUCAAAUGUAGACAGGACGGCAUUAUAAAUAAAAAGCCCGCCGAAGAGAAGCCGCAAAAAGCAGCACAUAGCAAUUUAUGUACGACAGACUACACUCAAGAAAAAUCGUGGCUUAAGUAUAACGUCGAGCCUUUUGAUGAAGUGCAAAUCAAAUGGGAAUUGACUUUUGAAGUAAGGUGCCAAAUGCUGCAAGAUGAUUCAAAUCUAAAUAAAAUUUUAGAAGAAUGGCCCCUAUAUAAGCAGAGUUUUGGACAUUUAUUGAUUGAGACGGACUUUAACAAAUUGUACCCAGAGAAGAAAAAUUUAUUAUUCGAAAAGUGGGAAAAUUUCAGCCAAGCAGUACGCCAUAUUUUUGAGAUUUAUAUUAAAGAUUCACACAGUUUGACAACCUGGAAGCAAUUUAAGGAAGGAACGAUUAAAGCUGAAGGUACGGAUGCGGUCACAUGCUAUCUUCUACAUUCUGUUUUAGUUCCAACCAGCCGAGAAUACAAAACGUGCAAGCAAACAAAAAAGCAACAUUUGGUCAAAGCCACUAUUGAAGAUUCCAGAAACAGUUUUUUAAUAUGGGCAACAACUAAUUGUGAACUUCAAUCAAAACUGAAAUUAAUGGUUGAUGAGAAUUAUAAGGGCAAAAGCACCAUUCAGCCCAUCAUAUGUGCUAUUGGAAUGAGCUUGUUUGAGAGCAACGAAUAUUUCGUGUACUUCGCCAACAUAUUUUAUAAGUUCGAUAAUGUUAUCAAAUGUAUUGAUGUGUGUUUUAAGAUAUUCCACGUACUUAAUCUUAAAUAUCCUUCCGAAUGCAAAUCUAUUUGGUUUUUUGUCCAGCAAUACUUUUAUGACAUUGCUUUGGAAUCACACGAGAAAAGUACCUCAUUGUGUGCAAUAUUAAGUGAUUUAAAACAAUUUAAAUGUUUUAAUAAUAACUAAAAAUGGAAGGACAAAUUAAAUGUUUUGUGUGCACACAAUCUUUUGAACAAUGCGAUCGUUUAUUUAAACAUUUCAAAAUUAUUCAUUGUUU